Molecule: messenger RNA, 1191 nt
Organism: Candida tropicalis MYA-3404
Lineage: Eukaryota; Fungi; Ascomycota; Pichiomycetes; Serinales; Debaryomycetaceae
Exons: 1
Coding region: 1-1191 (396 amino acids)
Biological process (GO): carnitine biosynthetic process
Cellular component (GO): mitochondrion
Molecular function (GO): trimethyllysine dioxygenase activity; iron ion binding
Source: RefSeq, a predicted model, not a curated record
AUGUCUGUUACUUUAGCUACUCCUCAGGAAAACUUGAUUGAAUUAACUUGGUCUGAUGAUAAAUCAUCCAAGUAUCAUAAUAUCUGGUUACGUGACAAUUGCCAUUGUUCAAAUUGUUACUACACUUUAACCAAACAAAGAUUAUUAAAUUCCGCUUUGAUUAAUCCAGAUAUUAAACCAAAAUCUAUUCAAUUGAAUGAUACAGCCAAAGAAUUGGAGAUCACUUGGGAUCAAGAUGAUCAUGUUUCGAAAUAUGAUUUCCAUUGGUUAAGAUUACAUUCUUAUCAGCCACGUUUAAUUCCAAUCACUGAAAAAUUAAAAGGUGCAAAUACUUUACUUGCAAGAGAAUUAUGGCAAGUUAAAGAUAUCGAGAAUAAUUUACCAAGUGUUGAUUACAAUGAUGUUAUGAAAUCUACAGAUGAUAAUGAAGAUGCUAUUAAAGAUUGGUCUUUAAAAAUUUGGAAACAUGGAUUUUGUUUUAUUGAUAACGUUCCUGUUACUCCUGAAGAUACUGAAAAAUUGUGUGAAAAAUUAAAUUAUAUUAGACCAACUCAUUAUGGAGGAUUUUGGGAUUUUACUUCUGAUUUAGCUAAAGCCGAUACGGCAUAUACAAAUUUUGAUAUCAGUAGUCAUACUGAUGGUACUUAUUGGUCAAAUACUCCAGGUUUACAAUUGUUCCAUUUAUUAUAUCAUGAUGGAACUGGUGGUACCACUUCAUUGGUUGAUGCUUUUAAAUGUGCUGAAAUUUUGAAAGAGAAGUAUCCAGAAAGUUAUGAAAUCAUGACAAGAAUCAAAAUUCCAGCUCAUUCUGCCGGGGAAGAAAAAGUUUGUAUUCAACCAGAUGAACCAAGACCUAUUUUUAAACUUGAUGAUAAUGGUGAAUUAUUACAAGUUAGAUGGAAUCAAAGUGAUAGAUCAACAAUGGAUAAUUGGGAGAAUCCAAAUGAUGUACCAAAAUUUUAUGAAGCUAUUCGUAAUUGGGUUAGUAUUAUUAGUUCUCCAGAAAAUGAAAUCUUUUAUCAAUUGAAGCCUGGCCAAUGCUUGAUUUUUGAUAAUUGGAGAUGUUUCCACCUGAGAACUGAAUUUACAGGUAAAAGAAGAUUAUGUGGUGCUUAUAUCGAAAGAGAUGAUUUUGUAAGUAGAUUAAAAUUAUUAGUUUUAGGUAGACAAACUGUUUUAGAUGCCAUAUAA